Molecule: messenger RNA, 2108 nt
Organism: Rhodamnia argentea
Lineage: Eukaryota; Viridiplantae; Streptophyta; Magnoliopsida; Myrtales; Myrtaceae
Product: sulfhydryl oxidase 2
Exons: 12
Coding region: 114-1679 (521 amino acids)
Biological process (GO): protein folding
Cellular component (GO): Golgi membrane
Molecular function (GO): protein disulfide isomerase activity; flavin-dependent sulfhydryl oxidase activity
Source: RefSeq, a predicted model, not a curated record
UCCAAUUCAAGCUGUUUCCUCACCGAAUCCCCCCACCUAUGAGCUUUGCUCGCCAUAGCUAGAUCGGAGAAACCUCUCUCUCGCUCUCUCCCUCUCUUGCGGGAUCCAUUUCCAUGUCUUGGAUAGCUGCGAUCCUGCUGUUCGUGAAUCUGGUGCCACCGAGCUCCCACCGAGCGACCGCGUCUUCUUCCUCGCCCGCGGUCGGAUCGCGCUCGAUUCUGCGAUCCGUCGGUGCCAAUGGCCCCGCCGCGGAUUACGCCGUCGAGCUGAACGCCACCAACUUCGAUUCCGCCCUCGGAGGCUCUCCCGCUACUCACGCCGUGGUCGAGUUCUUCGCCCACUGGUGUCCUGCAUGUAGAAAUUACAAGCCUCAAUAUGAGAAGGUGGCUAAACUUUUCAAUGGACCUGAUGCGGUGCAUCCUGGGAUAGUUUUGAUGACAAGAGUAGACUGCGCACUGAAGAUAAACAGCAAACUUUGUGAUAAAUAUUCUGUGAGUCAUUAUCCUAUGCUCUUCUGGGGGCCUCCUUCCAAGUUUGUUGCCGCCGGUUGGGAACCUAAACAAGAGAAAAGCAAGAUUCGUGUAAUUGAUGAUGGACGGACUGCAGAACGCCUGCUAAAUUGGAUCAAUAAGCAAAUAGGCAGCUCAUAUUGUUUGGAUGAUGAGAAAUUUGAAAAUGAGCACCUCUCGUCAAAUAUUUCAGACCCUGAACAGAUUUCACGGGCUGUAUAUGAUGUUGAGGAGGCCACAUCCACUGCCUUCGACAUCAUUUUAGAACACAAGAUCAAGUUGGAAACUCGAGCUUCACUUAUACAAUUUCUGCAACUUCUGGUUGCACAUCACCCUUCGAAGCGGUGUCGUCAGGGUAGUGCAGAAGUUCUUGUCAACUUUGAUGAGUUUUCUCCCUUGGAUAUGCUGACACUUGACAGACAGGAAGUUUCUAGUGGUGAUGACAAGACAGCCUUUCAUAAUUUCCAGAUAUGCGGAAAAGAAGUUCCUCGUGGAUAUUGGAUUUUCUGCCGUGGCAGCAAGAAUGAUACUAGAGGAUUUAGUUGUGGAUUGUGGGUUCUGCUUCAUUCUCUAUCUGUAAGAAUUGAAGAUGGAGAGAGUCAGUUUGCAUUUAGAGCCAUUUGCGAUUUUAUCCACAACUUUUUCAUCUGUGAGGAAUGUCGCCAACAUUUCUAUGCAAUGUGUUCAAGCGUUUCUAUUCCAUUCAAGACGACACGUGAUUUUGCACUUUGGUUGUGGAGUACGCAUAACAAAGUAAAUGAGAGAUUGAUGAAAGAUGAAGCUUCUCUAGGCACUGCUGAUCCCAAGUUUCCAAAGAUCAUUUGGCCUCCAAAGCAGCUUUGCGCAUCUUGUCAUCGGUCUGACAGUGGAAGGAAUGAUGGUUCUAGUAAGAUUGACUGGGACCAGGAUGAGGUUUUUAAAUUUCUGAAACAGUACUAUGGGAAGACGCUCGUGUCUGUUUACCAGAAGAAAGAUAUUAUUCAGAAUGAUGGAACUAAUGGUGCUCUGGAAGAUUCAGCGGCCUCGACGAAUGCGAUUGCUGUGCCUAUCGGAGCUGCAUUAGCAAUUGCCCUGGCUAGCUGUGCCUUUGGAGCCCUUGCGUGCUACUGGCGUUCACGGCAGAAGAAUCGGAAGUAUUACCACCAUUUACACUCUUAUAAAAACAUAUAAUUUUGAUUAGGCCAAGAAGAAGCUGGAAUUAACAUAGUUUUUGAAGGACAGUCGUUACACACAUUGAGGUGCCAAAAAAAAAAGGUGAAAUCAACCUCUGCAAUAGGAAUUCCCUGAACACUCGUACCAGUUGGGCCCUUACAAAGUUACUGCCUUUUGAAGGUCUGAUAUGGAUUGUACAGUUACCUUUUGGACAAAAUUACAUUAGUUUAGAUGAGAUUGGGCAAUUCCGUGGCCUUGUUAAUGUACUUGUCCUAAAAGUACGGUAGAGGGUGACCAGUAGGUGUCACUGUGGAUUUCUCAGUUUCAAUUUUGUCUUGUGUUUGCGCUUUACGGAGUUGUUGUACAUUGAUGAUCGAGCGGGAUUCUUUCUUGUCUAGGGGGAAUUAGUUGCUUCUCUUGGCAAAGGAGCGAACAUUACAAUUUUUG